UGGCGGAGAGAGUAACAGAAGAAGAAGCAUCUCCUCAACACACUCUCCACCCCCGCCGGGAUUGGCUUCUUGCGCGCAUAUUUUUCCAAGUCGCCUCUGGACGCAGAAGUAGUUUUUUGGUGGUGGUUAUAAUCAUGGCGCCAAGCAGAUCCCAUCCGAUUCCUAUUCACAGAUCGGCAUCGCAUACGCCGUCGAUGCUUGUGAACGCAAAGAAAUAUCUAUCCGAUCGACCACAGCUAUUGGAUUGUCCACGUUGCAAGGUGCACGGCGAAACGGAGCUUCGUUUCGUGAACGGCUUCUUCACGUACGUCUCAUUCUUCAUCAUCCUUAUUUUCGGUUUCGCUAUCCUUCCACUCUUCUUCCUUUGGGUUCCAUUUUGUGUUGAAACCUUUAAAGACGCCGAACAUUAUUGUCCAUCGUGUCGUGCUUGGAUCGGAACUUACAGACGUCUCGGAAAAUCCACGUAGAUCUGCCACACGCCGCCCACACACUACAAACUACACUACUAAUUUGUUUUUAAUUUUUCAAAUUGGAUUUUAUUGUUUUUCUAUGGCUUCUUCUUCUUCUUCUUUUUUCAGGUUAAUUUCCAAUGUGGUAAUGAAUAUUUUUAUAA
This is a messenger RNA of Caenorhabditis elegans, 613 nucleotides long. RefSeq names its product LITAF domain-containing protein (gene Y87G2A.19). Gene Ontology annotation, cellular component: lysosomal membrane; late endosome membrane; membrane. The record is from RefSeq and is marked reviewed. NCBI's taxonomy places the organism in Eukaryota, Metazoa, Nematoda, Chromadorea, Rhabditida, Rhabditidae.